Molecule: messenger RNA, 2046 nt
Organism: Cervus elaphus (red deer)
Lineage: Eukaryota; Metazoa; Chordata; Mammalia; Artiodactyla; Cervidae
Gene: ANKDD1B
Product: ankyrin repeat and death domain containing 1B
Molecular function (GO): protein binding
Source: RefSeq, a predicted model, not a curated record
AUGGCAGCUUCUGGUCACAAGAUGGAUGGGCUUUUCCACGUCCAGACUUACACUUGCGUUCCAGGUAGGAAGACAAGGAAGCGGCCCCGCCCGGGCAGGACUGCAGCCCCGGGCGAGGCGCCCGCGGCGGAGAGCGGCCCCUGCGGUGCGCGGCGCCCGCGCGGGGCGGGCCUCGGGGACCUGGAGCCCGGUUUGCCCGCCCCCGGGCGCAGGGCGGCGGCGAGGGGGCUGCGGGAGGACCUGAGGGGCGCGGCGGGGCCCGAGAUGGGCCUGUCCCGGGGCCCCCAGCAAGAGCGGCCGCAGGAGGAGGCGGCGGCGGCCGGACACGAGUUUUUACUGCCAAAUGAGAGGAGCUUCCAGCAUGCUGCUAAAAGCAAUAAUUUGUAUCUUACGGAGAAGCUGUUUGAAAAGAAGGUUAAUGUUAAUGCUGUGAACAAUAUGAACCACAUGGUUUCGCAUUUUGCAGUGGGGACAAAUCCUUUAUCUGCUGUGGAUUUCUUGCUUAAUCACAAGGUCAGGGUGGAUACUGCUGAUAAGCAUGGCUUGACACUUCUUCAUCUUGCAGCCUGUUCUGGAAGUUUCGAGAGCGUGCUCAUGUUGGUUAGAGCUGGAGCGGACCAGAGAGCCGAGAGGCAGGAUGGAGUGAAUGCCCUCCACUUUGUAGCUCAGAGCGAUAACAUGCACAUCGUGGACCACCUCAUUCAAGAUCUGUACCUGGAAGACCUGGACCAGCCUGAUGAGAAGGGAAGAAAACCAUUUCUUUGGGAAGCAGAGAGGGGCCACAGAAUGAUAGAAAAACUUAUCUUCCUUAAUCUGCAUACUACAGAAAAGGACAAGGGGAGCCCAGCCCUGCACCUCGAAGCAAAGCGUGGGCACAACCCUGUGGUCCUGCUGCUCACCCAGUCACCAGAAAUAGAUGAGGUCAGUGAGAUCAAUAUCAGUGCAACCCAGAACGGCCGUGCAUCACUUGUCAGCUUUCUUCUCAGUGAGAACGUUGAUCUGCACCAGAAGAUGGAACCGAAGGUGUCCCCUCUUCAUUUAGCUGUUCUCAACAACCAUGUCACAGUGGUGAACAGCUUAUUAAGUGCACGGCAUGACGCUGAUAUCUUAAAUCUGAGGCUGCAGACUCCUUUGCAUGUAGUUGCUGAUCUUGGAAAUGUGGAACUUGUGGAAACCCUGCUGAAGGCUGGCUGUAACUUGAAGAUUGUUGACAAGCAAGGGGAGACUGCCCUGGCUGUGGCCGCAAGGAGCAGCCGCAGUCUCCGCAUGGACGUGCUCAUCAAAGCUGAGAGGCACUAUGCCUAGAGAGAGUCUAGGAGCAGAGUGAGAACUUCAAGGGACACAUCAACCCGCUCUACUCUGACGUUCAGGCAGGAUCACAGCCUGGAGACCAGGCACAUUCGCCGUCUGCUCCGGCACCCAGCUUACUGUCAGCUGAAGGCCAAUGAGCGGCAGAGGCUGGCCCGUUCGCGGAACUUUACACAUGCCCAGAGGAGUGCCUCCUUGAGCCGACAAGAACUCCAAACUCUGGUGCCCCCUAGAAGAACCAGUGAAGGAAGGGCUUUCAUGCACUGGGUUUCCUGUCUCACAGCUGCCAGAGGGGGAAUGAACCUGCAACCACAGCUAUGUGGAAAUCGAGUCAGAACUGAGUUCCCCGGAAGCAGGCGUCAGCAUCUGCCCUUUGUGCUUGGCUCACGAAAGCAGAGCUUCUGCGAACACGGCCACAGGGCUCUGCUCACUUGGCUGCACGGGGCCCUGGCGACCCAGGCCACGCCGGUCAAGCACCUACUAUAUGAGGAGCUUUCAGUGCGCACGGACUUUCCAGAACCAGCCGGGUCAUUCCCCAGCUGGGCAUUUGGGAAGUGGAGGGGAACUUCUGUGUGGGGGGGCAUGGUGGGUGUGGGAUGGGAGGUGGGCGAGAGAGCUGCGCCGUCUCAUAAGGUGACGGGACAGUGCCCCACAGCUGAGAAUGGUCUUGCACAGAAUGCCUCUUCCUCUUGGGAACUCUGCAGGUUCGUGUGUUUGAAGAAGUUCUCUCUGCGUUGA